UGACUAGUAGUCCAUUCACCCAAGAAAGGAAGCGCGGAGCGCCUAUCUCUCAGAACCGCCGCGAGUAUCUACUCACGCUGGUACACCUCGACACGAUUCGUACUAAUUCCGUCCCACUUCUUAAUCAUCGAUCGACUGCUCACACUAAAGAUUGUGUUGUAACAUGUUUUUCGACCAGACGCCUCACCGAGGGAUGAUGAUUCAAGACGGUGGACCACAGGAUUUAGUAGUAGAGGCACUCAGCGACGAUCUCUGCAACCCCAACAUGCAAAAUGAAGUCGAUUUCUGGAAGAAAUUCGCCCUCCCAACCCCACCGUACUCGCCGGAGAACUAUAGCAAUUCGUGCAAAAGGAACGUUUUUCCCGGCCAACACCAGAACACGUUACAAGUAGUUCCCGAUGACUUCCCAGAAGACCUUUCCUCGGAUCUGCCGCUUGUGUUAUCGGAUGCCGAGAUGGAAAGACUCACUUCUAGUACAUUUGUGAACGAUUGUGUUUGGAGUGAAGGGGACUACGACCCACAUCGGAUGGCUGGGAAUUUGUGCGCCCAAACGGAGCCAGUACGAGAAAUACUGCCCACACUUCCCGAAAAACAACUCCGCGACUUUGCACAGUACACACAGUCUCUCGCAGCGCAGGAGAACACAGUUUGCCAGCAACAAGCUCCUCAUCGCUGGAUGCCUUAUACCGUCGAGUCUCCCUCACAGCACCAGCAAAUCCAACACCCUGUACGACCCGCAGAAGACUUUGCUCCACAAAGAUACGAAAAUGUAAAUUCAAAAAGAACACGAAAACCGAGAAGAGCGAGCCGAAACUCCCCCCAGCGACCGACGGAAACUGAAAACGAAGACUCCGAAGACAGUGAAAUCAGCCGAGCAACGCACAACGUACUAGAAAGACAACGGCGGGAAGAUCUGAAGUGUCGGUUUCAACUUCUAAGAGACAGUAUUCCUGAACUCGAAGACAAUGAGCGCGCACCGAAGGUCGCCAUCUUGAAGAAAGCCCGAGAAUUUGUGCAUCAGUUGAUAGGCGAGGAAGAGAGAUUGUGCGCAGAUAAGGAGCUAGAAAGACAGCGCAAACUUAUCCUACUCAAGCGUCUUCACGAUCUCAGGAACGACUGCUAUGGAGUCUUAUAAACUCGUUGACUUGUUUACUAUCAAAUGCAACCACUAUGUGGCCCAAAACAACACUAUCAUUACAAACGUUUUUGUUCCAAAUUUCAUAGCUUUAUUUUUGUCAAAAGUUAUUAGUUAUUUCGUUGUAAAAUAGUUUCUUCAAGAAAACGUGAAACUUGACCCCCUAUGGGUCUUUCAAAUUAUGCCAUUUUAGUUAUUUUUUUGUAAAAGCGAAAUUAAUUUCGAAUCCAAUCAAAAUGGCCAGACGACGGCGUACUCGGGCGAUUCCCUUUAUUCACUCUUUAUUUUAAUGACGCCGAAUUAUGCCUAAAAAUUAUGUAAAAAGGAAUUCCAGUUGGUUUAGCUUCAGAUGCUAAGAUCAUAAUCUCGUCCAUUUAGGACUUAAUUUGUACAGACACCAUGUACAGGAUUGCCUUCGUUUUCCAGCUUUCAAAAACGUAGGUGUGACAGCUACUAGCAUUCCGACUUAUGCGCAAACUUCGCGCAAUUUUCACCCUUCAGUCAAUAGCACUUUGGAAAUGCUCUACUCGUCACCCAAAGCUAAGUACACCGCCAAAAUUCAUGAAUGAGAAUUCCAAAUGCGAUUUUUCUGUGUGAUAAAGUGUUUUAAUCAAUAACUCCUUUGUUGAAAAUGUUGACGAGUGUUCAUUGACCAGGUGCUGCUACGGAUUGUUAGUUUAAUAAGUUUAUGUUUAUAUUAAUUUCUUCUAAACUCUAAAUUCGAAUCUUCUUUUUAAUAAUUCGACUAUAAACCAUUUUGUAUCAUAGUUUAAUAGAUAUGUACAUUAAUGAUUCUAUUUUAUUUUUAUUUUCGAAAAAAAAAACCCUAACAAGUGCCUAGACGCCUAUGAUUCCGUUUGUUUUGUCUCCAAAAAAAAAACUCUUCAUGUCAGUGGCUAAAAUCUAAGUACAAAGCAUAGAACUAAAUCCAGUAUAGUAUGGGUGAUCCAUUUCCGCAACCUUAUGAGCUCGCAAUGACUAUUAGAGCCCAACAAAUCGAAGAAAAUACUUCUCAAAAGACAUUUCACUUUCGAAUGUCAAAAUAACGAGACUUUUCCAUUUAUGCGACAUCGCGUAUGUUAGUAUGUUGAGGCAGACCUGUCAGGUUCAACCACUUGUUGCGCACAGUUCAUAAGUUGUGGUAAAAGGAAGAGAGUUAAUACAGUGUAUAUAACUCAACCUAAGGGUAAAACACAAUUAGUUCAUUACAAGAUAUCCAGACUAUGUUUAUAAUUACGUACAAAUCUAUAAAAACCUUUUCACUCCGAAAUCGCAGUUGUAAAUAAAUAAUACCUUAUGACGUUCAUCAAAACGUCCAAUGUACUAAGCAAAAGGUGCUUUAUAAGUAUCGAAAAUUUGUAAUAAAGAUAUAAGAUAUAUCACAUAAAUAAAAAUGUUCAGAACAAUGAA
Messenger RNA from Nematostella vectensis (starlet sea anemone), 2545 nucleotides. RefSeq names its product protein L-Myc-1b. The transcript has 3 exons. The record is from RefSeq and is a predicted model, not a curated record. NCBI's taxonomy places the organism in Eukaryota, Metazoa, Cnidaria, Anthozoa, Actiniaria, Edwardsiidae. The coding region runs from base 164 to 1135 and encodes 323 amino acids. Gene Ontology annotation, molecular function: DNA-binding transcription factor activity, RNA polymerase II-specific; protein dimerization activity; RNA polymerase II cis-regulatory region sequence-specific DNA binding. Gene Ontology annotation, biological process: regulation of transcription by RNA polymerase II.